Messenger RNA from Podospora anserina S mat+, 261 nucleotides. RefSeq lists its product as uncharacterized. The record is from RefSeq and is a predicted model, not a curated record. Bases 1 to 261 code for a protein of 86 amino acids. Lineage: Eukaryota; Fungi; Ascomycota; Sordariomycetes; Sordariales; Podosporaceae. The transcript has 2 exons. Gene Ontology annotation, cellular component: COP9 signalosome.
AUGGAACAGGCAAAAGCUCUCAAUGCCCUCGAGCCCUUCUUGGCACUCACCAAGUCGGCCACCUCCCCGCGCGCUGCCGCCGACCUCAUCUCCCGCGCGACUUCGGCCCCGAAUACAUACAUCUUCACCGAGUUGUUACAGACUCCUCAGAUCCAAGCUCUUGCUUCGAAUCCAGAGCUUGCCCCAUACCUCACACUCCGCCAGAGCUGGAGUUAUGGCACCUACGAAACGUACAAGUCCACCGCAGGCUUCCCGAGUUGA